Protopolystoma xenopodis is the source of this 279-nucleotide messenger RNA. The record is from the annotation of a GenBank genome assembly. NCBI's taxonomy places the organism in Eukaryota, Metazoa, Platyhelminthes, Monogenea, Polystomatidea, Polystomatidae.
AUGGAUGAGACUCGCAUAAACUCAUGUCAAUACUUACGCGAGUCUUCAUUCACAGAAAUGAAUAGUUUCGGCUCCGGUUCUGGAUUUAGCCACUCACCUACAGGUCAUUCCUCCUCAAAUACAACUUCACUCGGCUUUUCUGGCAGCAGUGGUGGUGGCAGUGGCGGCAGUUCAAGUGCGCUUAGUGGCAGCAGUAGUGGCAAGCACAAAAUCGCAGAUGUUCUGACAGUGCAGACCUUUGUUUGUAGUAGCCAAUAUACGACAGAUGGUAAGUCUUGA